Messenger RNA from Photinus pyralis (common eastern firefly), 3008 nucleotides. RefSeq lists its product as uncharacterized. Lineage: Eukaryota; Metazoa; Arthropoda; Insecta; Coleoptera; Lampyridae. The transcript has 5 exons. Gene Ontology annotation, molecular function: nucleic acid binding. The coding region runs from base 372 to 3008 and encodes 878 amino acids. The record is from RefSeq and is a predicted model, not a curated record.
GAUUAUUCGCUUCUUGAAGAAAUCUUCGGUGACAUUGAAUGCCUUAACCGUCAACUUAUAGACGCCGAAAAACAACUUUCUCGAUUUUUUAAGAUUUUAUCUAUUAAACGGGAAAACAAUUUUUGCGAUCUCCAGUGGUGCCAUUGCCAAGUGGAGCACCUUAUUGAAAGGAGGGCAAAGUUAUUAGCGGACAUCCAACAGUUAUCCGUAGGGUAAGUAAUUGAGUGGAGUUACUUUUUUUUUGUCAUUUACUGUUAUCUAGGAGCUUCCAGUAAAAAUAUUGAAGAGUUCAGAUUUUGGGGGAUCAUUAAGCCGGUGUGCCAACUGCUUAUUUAAAAAAGGAGAUCAAGCUCGUUUAUAAGGAAUCAAAAAUGUUUAUGUGUGAAAAAUGUAAUAAAUCAUUCGCUACUAAUAGCAAUCUUCGACGCCAUCUCAAAAAGUCAUGUAGAGCUCAAGAACCAUCUCCAAAGAAGCUCAAAGUUACACACGAUACCCAGAGAUUUUGCGAUGUGUGUUCGGAGCACGUUUCAAGCCGAGAUUAUGUUGGACAUUUGCGAAGUGUCAAACAUAAAAAUAAUUCCCUUGCGUUUUCAACUGAAGGGGUUCAAGUAAUUACGUCAGCCUUCAAAUCUCGCAUUGUGAGCUACAGAAUAUCAGCGAAUACACAAUACAUUAAUCUGAAGGAAUUUGUCGAAUCGUUGGCUGACGUAAUAAAAAAAUUAGUUCGUGAGCAAAUUGAUAUCAUGGGUAGCGUUAAGGUGAACUGCGAGCUGUUUGGUUAUUUUAUUUUGGAAUCGAAGGAUCGAGGAGAAGUUAAGUCUUUUAAUACUCGUAACCAAGUAUUGACGAUAAGUUCCGACUUAAGUGAAUGGUUUAAGGAUAUCAUCGAAAAACUGGAAGUUGACGCAACGGAAUUUGAACAUCGCGAGUCAGGAUGGGCUCUUCAGCACUGGUUAUAUAUGGAAGUGAACAUUAAUAAAUAUAACCCGCUACGAGCUUCUUCAUUCAUACCGACCCCUGCAUUUAUCUCACGCAAAAGAGCCAUUAUUAAUGUAAAGAACGAGGAUUUCGGAUGUUUUGGAUGGGCGCUAGUUGCAGCUAUUUAUACUCCAACUGGACAUCCCUGCGAACCGGAUUCGUAUCCGGACUAUUUAGAAAAGUUCAAUUUUGAAGGAAUAACGUUCCCGGUAAAAUUAGAUGCGAUAUCAAAAUUUGAAGAAAUGAAUCCCUUGUCCAUUAACGUUUACGGUUUAGAGGAGGACACACAGAAACAAGGUAAAAUGACAUAUAAAGUAGUAGGUCCUUUACAUUAUACCAAACAAAAGAAAGCCGUGCAUGUAAAUCUUUUAUACUUGUCUAAUUUAGAUGGCAACAGUCACUACUGCUACAUUUCUAAUAUGUCGCGAUUAAUUUCCAUGCAAGUGUCCAAGCACAAAGAAGCUAUUUAUCUAUGUGACGGAUGCUUGCAAUAUUUUACAAGUCAGGAAAACCUGUGGCGCCAUUCUAGAUUCGAUUGUAAUUAUGUUUGUACAUUUUUGCCUACAAAGGAACCUAUCUUGACAAAGUGGGGCCAGCCGUCAUUUGAUAAUCGACUUAAAUUUAAUAAUUACCAAAAUAAAGUCAAACACCCGUUUGUUGUCUAUGCGGAUUUCGAAUCGUUGCUUAAGCCCAUAGAAGGACCUCAACCGAAUCCUCUUCUUCAAUUUACUACCAAAACAUUUGAGCACGAACCAUAUUCGUUCGCGUAUUAUAUUAAAUGUUCUUUUGAUGAUAAAUUUUCAAAGUUUCAAAUUUAUCGAGGUGCCAAUGCUCCAGUGCAGUUUAUAAAUAUACUAGAGAAUGAUAUUCUAACCAUAUACAAUCAACAUUUUAAGCAAAGUAAACCUUUACAAAUUUUAACAGAAGAGGAACGGAGAAAAAUUAAUCUUGCCACAAAUUAUGGGAUUUGUGAGAAACCUUUUGUUGAGGGAGAUGUAAAAGUGAUCGACCACGACCAUCAGACUUCUUUCGUCAGGGCCGGAUUAUGUCAUUCUAUAUGUAAUUUACAGCUUCAAACCCCAAAUUUUAUCCCUGUAUUUUUCCACAAUUUGACCGGGUACGACAGCCAUCUUUUCGUUAAAUCCCUGGCUUUAGAGAAUGAAAAUAUAGACGUUAUUGCCGGAAAUAAGGAAAAGUAUAUUUCUUUUUCGAAGCAUAUUGUAGUAGAUCAAAUCGUGGAGAACGGAGUUCCAAAAAACCUAAUAUGGAGAAUACGUUUCGUCGAUAGUUUUCGUUUUCUGGCCAGUUCAUUAAAUGUUCUUGCUAAAAAUUUGAGUGAUAGCGAGUGCACUGAAAUUACAAAAUUUUUUGGAUCUGGACGUGAAUUUGAAUUAAUUCGACAAAAAGGUGUUUUUCCGUAUUCGUUUGUAGACUCAUACGAUAAGCUUAAUCUAACUACGAUCCCCAAUAAAAGCGAUUUCUUUGAUAUGUUGCACGAGCAGGACAUUACCGAUGAAGAAUACAGACGUGCUCAGGAAGUUUGGAAUUUAUUUAAUUGCCAGACGUUGGGCGAAUACUCGGACAUUUAUUUAAAAUCUGACGUGCUUUUAUUGGCCGAUAUAUUUGAAAACUACAGAGGCAUGUGUUUACGCGAGUACGAAAUUGACGCUGCCCAAUAUCUGACCGGUCCUAGCCUUAGCUGGGACGCUAUGUUAAAAAAGACGGAUGUGGAAUUAGAAUUACUGACAGAUAUUGACAUGCUUCAUUUUUUUAAACGUGGUAUUCGAGGCGGCGUCAGUACGUGCACCAAACGCAAAGCAAUCGCUAACAAUAAAUUUCUUCCCAAUUACGAUCCUUCCAAACCAAGCUCUUUUAUUAUUUAUCUGGAUGCAUGCAAUCUUUAUGGCCAUUCCCAAACACAAUUUCUCCCACAAAGUGACUUUGCUUGGCUCACACCCGAAGAAAUUCAAAAUUUUAAUGUUUUCGAAAUAUCAGAUGAGUCACCGAUCGGGUAUGUCUUAGAAUGUUGA